AUGCUUGUUUCCCGAUUUCUUCGAUUAUCUCGUCCACUUAUACAUUUUUCUAGCAUUCAGAAUAUCCAUUUAUCUCGAGGUGCUCUUUUCCCUUCGAUUCAAUUCAAACUUUCCGAUAUAGGAGAAGGUAUAGCAGAAGUGCAAAUAAAAGAGUGGCAUGUCAAAGAAGGUGACACGGUGUCACAAUUUGAUAAUUUAUGUGAGGUUCAAAGUGAUAAAGCAGCAGUUACGAUAACUAGCAGAUACGAUGGUGUUAUUAAGAAAUUACAUUAUAAGGUGGAUGAUGUAGCACGAGUUGGACAACCAUUAGUAGAAAUUGAAGUCGCUGAAGCGGUAGCUGCUGAAGAGGAAAAGAAAGACGACACUGAGGCACCUAGUGCUCACGGAGCUGAAGCUCCAUCAGCUGUUCCUCAAGCCGUGCCGAGACCGUCAUCCGAUGCUGAGGCUGCUUCACCUGGAAAAGUGCUGGCUACACCCGCUGUCCGACGAGUUGCUAUGGAGAACAAAGUCGAUCUAAGGCAAGUGAAGGGCAGUGGCAAAGAAGGACGUGUUCUGAAAGAGGAUGUGCUCAAGUUCCUUGGUCAAGUUAAAGAAGAUUAUUCCUCCGGCUCCACCAAUAUUCGGUAUUCACCAGCAAUUGGAACUCAAGCCAAAGUGUUUUCUCCUCUGUCAGAGGACCGAGUUGUUCCUAUUCGGGGAUAUACCCGUGCGAUGAUCAAGACUAUGACCGAAGCUCUGAAAAUUCCUCACUUCGGAUACGAUGAUGAGGUCCGAGCAGAUGCCCUCAUCGCUAUACGUGAGGAGCUGAAGGAACUGGCCAAGGAUCGGAAUGUGAAACUCAGCUACAUGCCAUUCUUUAUAAAAGUGAAUCACUGA
Molecule: messenger RNA, 876 nt
Organism: Cooperia oncophora
Lineage: Eukaryota; Metazoa; Nematoda; Chromadorea; Rhabditida; Trichostrongylidae
Source: the annotation of a GenBank genome assembly